Molecule: messenger RNA, 3690 nt
Organism: Plasmodium inui San Antonio 1
Lineage: Eukaryota; Apicomplexa; Aconoidasida; Haemosporida; Plasmodiidae
Exons: 1
Coding region: 1-3690 (1229 amino acids)
Source: RefSeq, a predicted model, not a curated record
AUGUUUACGUAUUUCCUAAAAGGGAUCAACAAGUGCCAGGACAGAGCUGACGUGGUGCAUCUGAGUAAGAAGUUACUCCAGAAUAUGCACCUGCUAGAUACACAAGAAAUAUCUCUAUGCCUGAAUAAGCUGUCAAAGGUACAUUUCGAGGACAGAGCCUUUUGGGACAACGUCUGUCGGAUAAUCACCACAACAGAUGUUCGGGUGGUGGACAAGUUCAAGUGCCUCCGGGCGAGGCGGGGAGGGGACAUCAAUGGCCACAUCAGCGACCACAUCAGCGGCCACAUCAGCGAAGGUGUGAGCGGCGGCAUCGGUGAAAGUGUCAGCUUCCACACCAACGAACGGACUGUUAGCGGCGCUUCCAAUCCCGGCUGCGAAGAAACCACUUCUGCACCACGGAGGGACAAAGUAGCACUCACCCGAGGAGUCCCACAAGAAGGGCAUCCACGAAACAUCAAUAGACUUAACCCAAAUGAGGGAACACAGGGAAGCAACCUCGAUGGUGAAGCGCAAAGGAAUGACCUCCACUCUGAAGACACGCGCACGAAAGACAAAAUACUGUACCAUUUCAACAUGGAAGAGUUGUGCCUUGUCCUGAACGCACUGGCGAAAGUGAACAUGAGGAACGAAGAAAUCUUAAAAGUCGCGUCGGAAAAAAUAAUCAGCGAAUUUGAAAUGAACCGACAUGUGGUGAACACGAUUAAAGCGAUUGGCAUUUUCGGUGUGGCCGCUGCUCCUAGUAGUCACAGUGGUCGUGGCGACCCCAUAGGGCAGGCCCUCCAGAGCGUUUACAAAAAUUACGAUCGAAUGAGUGGGAAUCUCACGGAGAGGGACAUCAGCGUGCUCAUUCGGGUAAUGCUGACAAGGGGAAGCCAAACGGGCGAGGAGCAGCCAAAUGGGAACUGGACAAGUGGGGCCACCCCCGCGGAGGCCCCACAUGGGGAAGAAGCCAGUCAUGUGGGGAGCAACAAUGUCGGAAGGAACGAUGUCGAAAGCAGCCAUGUCCGGAGGAACCAUGUCGUGUGCAACCAUCUCCGGAGCAACCCAGACAACCAGACGGCCAGCGCGCUGAUCGAUAAACUAAUCAGCAGUGUAAAAAAAAUUAACCACAUAAGCGAGCAGAGCAUCGCACUAAUCCUAAACGCAUGCACCAAGUCGUGCGUAAAGAACAAGGCCCUCUUGGAUAUGCUAAAGAUAGUUGUCAUUUUAAAACUUAAGCAGGACAAGAACAAAUGCUCCGACAUCUUUGUGAGCAGCGUAACGCACUCGUAUUCGUCGUUUGUGUACCGAGACAGGGUACUCUACGACACCAUCGCUGAGUAUGUUUGUGCCAACAUCGAUGGGAUAAGUGUGAAGGCACUUGUAAUCAUCCUUAACAACUUCGUCAACGUGGAUAUUGUUAAUGUGAAGAUGUUUAAUGCUGCUUUGGGGAGACUGGCUAGGAGGGAAGUGAUAAAUGGCUUAUCCAACCAGUGCACUUCCAACGUGGUUACCAUCGUUACUAAGUCGUAUAAUUACCUCUGCACGGAGAAGACACGCUUCGUUUUGCAGCUUGUGAAGGGACGCCUGCGCCGCGAGUUCUCCCUUACGGGGGUGGCCAGCACCAAACUGGCACGCGGGAAGGCGGAGAAAGGCGCACCAGAGAGCAGAGCACCGCUUAACGACACACGGGAGAGAGGCACACCGAUGAGCUUCAAACCGCCCAUGCGCAGCGCCUUCCUCGAGGGCUUCUUCACGAAGCAUCUGACGAACAUACUGAACAAUCUAAGCAAGUUAAACCACGCGGAUGCCAACCUCUUUGCACUCUUCUCUCACCUCAUUUUAAGAAAAAAAAACGAAAUAAAUAAGUUAGACUUCCUGAACAUCACAAGUGCGUAUGCACGAUUCGGCUACGUCGAUGAGGAGAUCUACAAUCUGAUUCGGAGGCAUGCAAAGAAACAUUUGGCAGACAAAGAUCUGAAGUAUAUGGAAUUUAUUAAUAUGUUUACCAGCAUGGCGACAUUCUCACUGAUAGAAAGGAACAGGAGGGCUGACCAUCGCACGGGGGAUCCGAGCGGCCACUUUGGAGAGAUCAUUCAUGUGAUGAUAGAGAUGCUGAGGGGAGGGGCUAACAGCAGGCGUGUCCUUGGCGGGCAUGGGGGCAACACCGACAAUGUAGAGAACCUGGUCGACGAUGUGGCAAAUCACAUCAAGGAGGUGGGAAGCCGCUCCAUCCCACAGCACCACGCGCGCAUCAACGAUAAGAGGAGCAUCAUCGACAACCUGAGCGCAAAGCACACCUGCUGCAUCCUUGCCACGAUGAGCAAAUUGGACACACACGAUCGGCAGAUAUACGAACAGUGCGUAAAAAACAUACGGAGAAAGAUAUUUAAAAUGGAUUCAAGGUCUCUUACCAUGUACCUUCUUUACGUGAGCAAGUUCGGCCUGAUCCCCGAUCGGUACAUAAGAGAGAUCAUAUCGGACAGCUUUAAAACGGCACACCUGAAGAUGGGCGAGACAAACGUAGCUGCUAAAGGAGACGAAAGCGGGCAAGGCGAGCAAGACGACCAUGGCAACCAAUGCGGCCAGAGCAACCCCCUCGACAAGAUGUCCACCCUCUGCGCGCAGCUACAGACGGAAGACGUCGUCAACGCAGUUUAUAUCGUUAGGAGCCUCAUAAAGAACGACCCCGAUUACAGGGCCAGCGCGUACGUUAUGUGUGCGUACUUGGAGGGCAUCCACGCGGGGAUGCAAGGUAGAAGCCGAAGUGCCGCUAAAAGUGCAUCGGGAAGUACAUCCCGAAGUGGCACGCAGAGCAGAACCCCGAGUGGAACCCCUUCCAAGCGCGAAUCGGACCAAAACAUCAUACAUAUUGACGAGGCGCAAGCGGACGAUCCCAGCAUCGCGGCUCUGCUCAGCGGCCGCAAGCUGAACACACAGACGGCCUGCAUCCUCAUGAAUACGCUGGCCUUCAUAAACACACACCUGCGCUUGCCAUGUGAAAGAUACGCUAAGAUGGUCUCCUACCUGCUGCUCUUCUCCCUUCGCUUCAUGGUUGACCGGCUGAACCUGCGUCGCCCACUGCGCCAGCUCCUCUACGAAGGCACCUCCCCAAGGGAAAGCAUGAACCGAAGCAGUGACAGAGAUGGUAAUGAACAAUAUAGCGACAUAGAAGCUAUCGUUAGGAGGAAGAUCGACUCGGCGAGCAUCCGACAGAUUAACAUGACCAUCUUGAUGAUAUUCCACUUGGGUUCACUGAACCCGUUUUGCUACUCACCCCAGUGGGAUGCCACCAACUUGGUUAGCUACCCACUAAGGCUACUACAAUGUUUGUACUUCUUUUUAAAAUUCAGCCCCCUGACCCCGUUUGAGAGAUACACAUCCGUUUACAACGGGGUGAGUAACAGGAGGAAGCUGACCAAUUACUGCGGUCGGGGCUACGCCCACGUGGAUGCGACUGGGUCGACGAGUGAACGGCCCAAUAAGCUUCUCAGUAAGCUACCGAGUGAGCCGCCGAAUCGGCUUCCAACUGGGUUGCUCCCCUCCAUCUCAGAAGGCGAAAUCAACAUCUACCAGACAGUCGCGUCGGUGCUUAAGCGGAAGGUCCGCCACGCAAACUGCACACUGUUGUCCACGUACAGCGUAUAUAUGUACUCCGUCGACGUGUUGAUUUUGCGAGGAGGCGGGGAGGGAGAGGCUCAUGGUAGAUGA